AUGCGAAACCGAUCGUCAACAAAUGAUAUCAUCCUUGCCAUAAAGCACAUCGAAGUUAAGGCAGCUGCUCAUAUCGACAAGCCACUACCUCCAAAACACAACACUCUCACUACUCACCAGCAAGGCCAAGUCGGUCACAAUGUGGAACAUCAGAAGCAUUCGGGGGCUACACUCAACUUCGGUGUUCAUGAGGGGGUACUCCAGACGUUUGAUCCCCGCGACCAAGCCCUCCUCGAUCCUGAGAAGCCCUAUGAUCAGAGGUGGCAAGAGAAACAUCGAGCUCCAGGCCCAGGCAAUGAUCGAUCUCCUACCAGCUGGAUUCCACAAUAA
Fusarium oxysporum Fo47 is the source of this 330-nucleotide messenger RNA. RefSeq lists its product as uncharacterized. The coding region runs from base 1 to 330 and encodes 109 amino acids. NCBI's taxonomy places the organism in Eukaryota, Fungi, Ascomycota, Sordariomycetes, Hypocreales, Nectriaceae. The record is from RefSeq and is a predicted model, not a curated record. The transcript has 4 exons.